GAGGGAGUUCACAGAGUCUUGCGGAAAAGAUGGAUUACGUAUGUUAUCGUGCGAUUUUGAAGCACCCUGUGGCUCUCAGUUAGUUAGGCUCUUUGAAUGAUUCAGCAACAGUCUAAUAACAAGAGUUGAAUAGCUAACCUGUUACACUGUUGUAUGGUAGAUAGAGAAAGAACAACAAACGAAGGAGAAAACCGAAUUAAAUCUUCAGUACUUUUCAUCGCAACAAAAGCGAUCGGCAGAUCUAAAACUGUUAUAGUAAAGUAGAACGAACAAAAACACAUAAUAUCAAAAAAGGGGCAAAUCAAUCAAGAUUCACGGACCCAAUUGUUGUCACUUCGUACACAGAAAUGGUUUCAGAAUCUUAUAUGGAGAAUAAGCAAAAGGCCGUUGCUCGCAAUGAUUCUUCUUCGUCAUCAUCCUCAACAGAUGAAAAUGACUUUAGACACCCUGUACACAAGAAGUUUCACCUCUUUGGCCGUCAUAAAUCUCUUCACGCUGCUCUAGGUGGUGGCAAACUGGCUGAUGUUUUACUGUGGAGGAACAAGCAGAUAUCAGGAGGAUUGUUUGCUGGUGCCACUGUCAUAUGGUUUCUGUUCGAGUGGAUUGGUUAUCAUUUGCUCACUUUUAUUUGCCAUUCUCUCAUAGUUUCCUUGGCCAUCUUGUUCUUUUGGUCCAAUCUCUCCCUCUUUGUUAACAAGAGUUUAAUAGAGUUUCCAAAGAUUGAAUUGCCAGAGGAACUGUGGACGCAAGUGGCUCUCCUGCUGAGGGAUCAAUUUACCUGUGCAUUUGGUAUUUUUCGGGAAGUAGCAUCUGGAAAUGAUUUGAAGAAGUUUCUUUAUGCAAUUUUUGGCUUGUGGAUUAUUUCCAUUGUUGGAAGGUGGUUCAAUCUUCUGACCCUUGUAUACAUCAUAUUUGUCGUGCUGUUGACUGUACCAUUUUUCUAUGAGAAGUAUGAUGAUCAAGUAGAUGCCUAUGGAGAAAUGGCAAUAAAAGAGCUCAGAAGACAAUACAGUCAAUUAGAUGAGAAAGUUCUUCAGAAACUACCAAUUCCUUUCCUUAAAGACAUUAAACAGGACUGAUGAAACUCUUCUCUCAGGCAGAUAUUGCAGCCUUCAACUUAUUUUUGUAUUGGGGAGAGGUGAUGAGGCAAGACAUAGCGCGACUUCAGCUUUCCGAGGACAUGGCUCUUGAUAGUAAGGUGUGGAGGUCGAGCAUUAGGGUUUAAAUUUAGGAGGUAGUUGAGCGUUUCUCUACUUCGUAUUGGGAGUCCGAUAGUGUUUUGUCUUAGACUGCUAGUGGUUCAUGUGGUGUUCAUACUAUUUUUCCGUUUUCAUAGUACCCCAUUGUUACUGGUUAUUGUUAUUGCUUUUUCCAUCUAUUUUCUGGUUCUUAGGAUGCUGGUAUUGUCUUUCUGGUCUCUGUUGUUGUUACUACUGAUC
Messenger RNA from Nicotiana tabacum (common tobacco), 1439 nucleotides. RefSeq names its product reticulon-like protein B5. The record is from RefSeq and is a predicted model, not a curated record. Lineage: Eukaryota; Viridiplantae; Streptophyta; Magnoliopsida; Solanales; Solanaceae. Gene Ontology annotation, biological process: response to bacterium.